UUCGACCAUGAAGAAGCAGAGACAGAACAACUAGCAGAGCAUGAAGAACCUAAACCAGCAGAACCUGGGCCUGCAGAAUUUGAACUAUUAGAGCCUGAACCAGCAGAGCCUGAGCCAGUAGAGCCUGCACACGCAGAUUCUGAACCAGCAGAGCCUGAAGCAGCAGAUCCUGAAGCAGCAGAGCCUGAACCAGCAGAGCCUGAAGCAGCAGAAAGAGAACUAACAGGGCCUGAACCAGCAGAGCCUGGAGAGCCUGAACCAGCAGAGCCUGAGCUAGUAGAAGAGCCUGAACCAUUAGAGCCUGAAGAAGCUGAGACAGAACAACUAGCAGAGCAUGAGGAACCUAAACCAGCAGAACCUGGGCCUGCAGAAUCUGAACCAGCUGAGCCUGAACCAGCAGAACCUAAACUAUUAGAGCCUGAACCAGCAGAGCCUGAGCCAGUAGGGCCUGCACCUGCAGAUUCUGAACCAGCAGAGCCUGAAGCAGCAGAUCCUGAGAUAGCAGAGCCGGGGGAGCCUGAACCAGCAGAGCCUGAACCAGCAGAACCUGAACCAGUAGAGUCUGAACCAGCAGCACCGGAAGAAUCUGAACCAGCAGAGCCUGAACCAGAAGAGCCUGAACUGGUAGAGCCUGAACCAGGAGAGUCUGGUCCAGCAGCAUCAGAAGAACCUGAUCCAGCAGAACCUGAGCCAGUAGACGAGCCUGAACCAGCAGAGCCUGAACCAGCAGAGCCGGAACUUUCAGGAGAGUCUGAGCUAGUAGAGCCUGAAACAGAAGUGCCUGAGCCAGUAGAGCCUGCACACGCAAAUUCUGAACCAGCAGAGGCUGAAGCAGCAGAUCCUGAAAUAGCAGAGCCUGGGGAGCCUGAACCAGCAGAACCUGAACCAGGAGAGCCUGAACCAGUAGAGUCUGAACCAGCAGCACCGGACAAAUCUGAUCCAGCAGAGCCUGAGCUAGUAGAAGAGCCUGAACCAUUCGACCAUGAAGAAGCAGAGACAGAACAACUAGCAGAGCAUGAAGAACCUAAACCAGCAGAACCUGGGCCUGCAGAAUUUGAACCAGAAGAGCCUGAACCAGGAGAGUCUGGACCAUCAGCACUGGAAGAACCUGAUCCAGCAAAGCCGGAGCCAGUAGAAGAGCCUGAACCAGCAGAGCCUGAACCUCCAGGAGAGUCUGGGCUAGUGGAGCCUGAAACAGAAGCGCCUGAACCAGCAGAGCCUGAGCCAGAAGAGCCUGCACACGCAGAUUCUGAACCAGCAGAGCCUGAAGCAGCAGAUCCUGAAAUAGCAGUGCCUGAACCAGAAAAGCCUGAACCAGCAGAACCUGAACUAGGAGAGCUUGAACCAGAAGAGCCUGAACCAGGAGAGCCUGAACCAGAAGAGCCUGAACCAGAAGAGCCUGAACCGGAAGAGCCUGGACCAGGAGAGUCUGGACCAGCAGCACUGGAAGAACCUGAUCCAGUAGAGCCUGAGCCAGUAGAAAAGCCUGAAACAGCAGAGCCUGAACCAGUAAAGUCUGAACAUUCAGGGAAGACAGCACCAGCAGAGCCUGAUCCUGCACUGCCUGAACCCACAAAGCCUGAGCCAGCAGAACCUGAACCAGCAGAGAGAGAACCAACAGAGCAUGAAGAAACAGAACUAGCAGGGCCUGAACCAGCAGAGCCUGGAGAGCCUGAACCAGCAGAGCCUGAGCUAGUAGAAGAACCUGAACCAUUAGAGCCUGAGGCUACAGAGCCUGAACUAGCAGAGCCUGAAGAAGCAGAGACAGAACAACUAGCAGAGCAUGAAGAACCUAAACCAGCAGAACCUGGGCCGGCAGAAUCUGAACCAACUAAGCCUGAACCCGCAGAACCUAAACUAUUAGAGCCUGAACCAGUAGAGCCUGCGCCCGCAGAUUCUGAACCAGCAGAGCCUGAAGCAGCAGAUCCUGAACCAGCAGAGCCUGAAGCAGCAGAUCCUGAAACAGCAGAGCCUGGGGAGCCUGAACCAGCAGAGCCUGAACCAGCAGAAUAUGUUGAGCCUGAACCAGGAGAGCCUGAACCAGGAGAGCCUGAACCAGCAGAGCCUGAACCAGUAGAGUCUGAACAUUCAGGGAAGACAGACCCAGCAGAGCCUGAUCCUGCAGAACCUGAACCAGCAGAAAGAGAACUAGCAGGGCCUGAACCAGCAGAGCCUGGAGAGCCUGAACCAGCAGAGCCUGAGCUAGUAGAGCCUGAAACAGAAGUGCCUGAGCCAGUAGAGCCUGCACACGCAGAUUCUGAACCAGCAGAGCCUGAAGCAGCAGAUCCUGAAAUAGCAGAGCCUGGGGAGCCUGAACCAGCAGAGCCUGGACCAGGAGAGUCUGGACCAGCAGCACUGGAAGAACCUGAUCCAGUAGAGCCUGAGCCAGUAGAAAAGCCUGAAACAGCAGAGCCUGAACCAUUAGAGCCUGAGGCUACAGAGCCUGAACCAGUAGAGCCUGAAGAAGCAGAGACAGAACAACUAGCAGAGCAUGAAGAACCUAAACCAGCAGAACCUGGGCCGGCAGAAUCUGAACCAACUGAGCCUGAACCCGCAGAACCUAAACUAUUAGAGCCUGAACCAGUAGAGCCUGCGCCCGCAGAUUCUGAACCAGCAGAGCCUGAAGCAGCAGAUCCUGAAGCAGCAGAGCCUGAACCAGCAGAGCCUGAAGCAGCAGAUCCUGAAACAGCAGAGCCUGGGGAGCCUGAACCAGCAGAGCCUGAACCAGCAGAAUAUGUUGAGCCUGAACCAGGAGAGCCUGAACCAGCAGAGCCUGAACCAGUAGAGCCGGAAACUUCAGGAGAGUCUGAGCUAGUAGAGCCUGAAACAGAAGCGCCUGAACCAGCAGAGCCUGAGCCAGUAGAGCCUGAACACGAAGAUUCUGAACCAGCAGAGCCUGAAGCAGCAGAUCCUGGGAGCCUGAACCAGCAGAGCCUGAACCAGCAGAACCUGAACCAGGAGAGCCUGAACCAGAAGAGCCUGAACUGGUAG
Molecule: messenger RNA, 2991 nt
Organism: Oncorhynchus nerka (sockeye salmon)
Lineage: Eukaryota; Metazoa; Chordata; Actinopteri; Salmoniformes; Salmonidae
Product: basic proline-rich protein-like
Exons: 1
Source: RefSeq, a predicted model, not a curated record